AGCAAACAACAACUAGGCUAUCAUUAUCCAUUAUUCCAUUAUCGUCAUAUCAUCAAAAAUAGCAAUUUAUUUAAUAGAUCAAUGAUCAAUACAGUAGUAAACUUACCUUGCUUAAUAAAAGUUUAGGUAGGUGUCUCUAUAUUGAAAUUAUUGAUAGAAUCAGUUAUUACCUAACUUAGUAGGCUAACUGUUUUGUUACUAACUUUUAUUUAAUAAAAUAAGUUCGCAACUUAAAUUCUGUUUCGGCUAAAUACCGGUAGACCUAAUAUGGAACUAAGCAAGUGGAAUAUCUUCAGCUUACUUGAUUCAAAUUUUAUGGCAAACGUCAAGACUGUAUGUGUGUUUGGCAGCCUGGGAAAUGAAGCGCUGUUAAUUACAAGAGACGAUGAAGUGUUUUCCAUGGGUCCCAACACUGCUGGUUGUUUGGGUCUAGGUAAUCUUCAGAGCACUCUCACACCUCAGAAAAUUGAAGUUUUAUCUGGUAAAAAGGUUGUUGGUUUUAGCUAUGGAAGUGGCCCCCACGUUGUAGCUUUUACGGAAAGUGGAGAACUAUACACAUGGGGCCACAAUGGUUAUUGCGAGCUUGGCAACGGUACGACUAACCAAGUCCUUAUUCCUACUCUGGUCAGCACCAACUUGUUGGGUAAAUUCAUCAUCGAGGUUGCUUGUGGAAGUCAUCACUCAUUGGCUCUUUCUUCUGAUGGGGAAGUGUUUGCUUGGGGCUGGAAUAACUGUGGUCAAGUUGGCUCAGGAUUGUCCACCAACCAGAGUGUACCCAAGCGAGUUCUGUCUUCCAUUGGAGGCAAGAAAGCAGUCAACAUUGCCUGUGGCCAGACCUCCUCAAUUGCUGUUAUUGACAACGGAGAGGUUUAUGCCUGGGGCUACAAUGGAAGUGGUCAACUUGGUAUUGGAAACAGUGUAAAUCAACAAAGCCCCACCAAGGUUACUGGAUUAGCAAACACUGUUAUAGUUAAGGUGGUAUGUGGCUACGCUCACACACUAGCAUUGUCUGACGAAGGAACACUGUAUGCCUGGGGUGCCAACACACACGGACAACUAGCCAGUGGGAACAAGUCCAACUCUUGCAGCCCAACUCCUAUAGCUGCUGACAUUGGCAGAGUUGUGGAGAUAGCAGCAACACAUUAUGGUCAUAUAUCUGCUGCUAUGACUCAGAACUGUACAGUCUAUAUGUGGGGACAGUGUAGAGGCCAGACUGUCUGUGAUCCUACGUCGACCCCCUUCACCUCAUUACACGAGGUGUUUGCUUGCUGUGCCAACCCGGCUGUAUUGUGGCAUCCGGUCACAGUGCGGUGUGAGCGAGGCACGUCCAUCAACGACAGCCUCAAGAUGGCGUUUGAUGACGAGAAGACCAGUGACCUCACUAUCAUGGUUGAGGACAAGCCCAUCUAUGUUCACAAAUCAAUACUCAAGAUACGCUGCGAACACUUCAACAACAUGUUUCAAGAACACUGGGACGCCAAUAGUCAAAAAGUGCUAGAGAUGACACAGUAUUCCUACCCUGUGUACAAAGCUUUUCUUCAGUACUUAUAUACAGAUCAAGUUGAUUUGCCUCCUGAAACUGCACUGAAAUUGUUGGAUUUGGCCAAUUCAUAUUGUGAAUUCCAUCUGAAACAGCGUUGUGAACAGAUCAUAACCCAAGGAAUAACAGUGGAAAACGCAGCAAUGCUCUACUCAACAGCUAUCUCUUACCAGGCUAAAGAGCUGGAGGAUUUCUGUUUCAAAUUCACCCUCAACCACAUGACAGCUGUGAUAAUGUCGCAGGGAUUCUCAGAGUUGGAUGAUGCAAUUGCCAAAGACUUCAUACGCAAGGCUGCUAAGGCUCAAGCUUUUAAAUCAUAAGCAACCCAAUUUCUCAGUGGUUAGGCUUUUUAAGUGUUAUCUAAGAUUUUUAGUUACUGAAGUAGACAUCCCAUCUAUAUGAACCAGCUGUUGCCAAUUCUUUAUUAAAAAAGAGCAUAGUCAAGUGAGCCAGUCACAGAGUGCACUAGUGUCAAAAUUGUAUUAUCAACCUUAUUUUUUGCUGCUGACCAAGUCGAUAACAGUUGCUACAGCUGCCAUACCAUAGCCUAUAUAAGUCAUUCCAUUACAUAUAGUUUAACUUGGUAAAAGAGUUACCUAGUGUAUUUGAUAGAAAUUAUUAAUUUAUAUCAGCACAAUCUGUCCGUGGCUUACACAUCAACAACUUCCAUUUUGAUUGAAAAACCGAUGAAAUUUUUUUAACAAGGGGAUGAUGGGAUGUCUAGUUUAAUCAAUAGUUAGAGGUUUUAUUUGUUUUAAAUGUUUUAUUUUAUGGCUCCAAGUGCAAGACUUAAUGAUGGAAUCUCAGUCUGUGAUAAUUAACUUAUUAUUUAACUUACAUUUCUUACUUGUUUUAUCUACACUUUCCACGUAUUCCCACACAUAUUCCUUGCAACUACUAAACUUCUAACCUAUAGUUUACAUCUCACUGAUAAACAAUAAAAUAUUUUGUUCAAUUGAAAUGAGUGAAAUAUGCUAGAAUGGUCAUUUGGGAGUUAAUAGACAUACAACGAAACAAUUUAUUGCUUAGGGUGCACUUUCACUUACUGUGCUUCAUGAUUAGUUUUUGUGUCCAGCAUACCACACAGUUCAUCUACGCCUUAUACCAGCAUAGUUCUCCUGACUCCCAAGUUUUAGUCAUGGUGUGAAUGGAGGUCUGUCGUGCCUGAUUGGACAAGUAUUGUUUUUAACUUCAAUUUUAAGGUUACAGAAGUGAAGUUUUUACUUUGUUGGCUAUUUUUUAUACAAUUCAUGAUUAUGACGUGUCAAAACAGGAAAAACGUGGUUUCAAUGGAAAACAAUUUUAAGUUUUGAAUAGGUUUUCAUUUGAUGAUUUUUAACAUAGGUAUCAUAUUUUGAAUUUUGUGUUACCCUAUUUAGCCGUUCUGCUACCAGAGAAUCAAAAUCCUACGGAACUUAAUUUGUGUUUUUAAUUUUUAUAUAGUUUUUUAAUGUGGGCUUUCAUAUAAUCUAUAUCAUUUAAAUUGAUCUCUAAUUAAAUUAGGAGUGAGUUGCAUAUUUCCUAAGCGAAGUGACCAUCAUAAUAUAGCAUUUACUUUGGAUAAUAAGACAUUCCUGCAAUAAAGAGAUUACUA
This is a messenger RNA of Macrosteles quadrilineatus (aster leafhopper), 3134 nucleotides long. RefSeq names its product RCC1 and BTB domain-containing protein 1-like. Lineage: Eukaryota; Metazoa; Arthropoda; Insecta; Hemiptera; Cicadellidae. Bases 268 to 1860 code for a protein of 530 amino acids. Gene Ontology annotation, molecular function: protein binding. The transcript is spliced from 11 exons. The record is from RefSeq and is a predicted model, not a curated record.